Rotaria socialis is the source of this 2142-nucleotide messenger RNA. Lineage: Eukaryota; Metazoa; Rotifera; Eurotatoria; Philodinida; Philodinidae. The record is from the annotation of a GenBank genome assembly.
AUGGAAUAUAUGAUUCGAGCUCCAAAAUGUUUAAAAUUAUGGACACAUUUCAUUAUUUUUGUGUGGAUUGUCAUAUUUUUUGGUACUCUUGAGAAGAAUAGCCUAGCUAAAUUAUACGAUAAACAUGCACGAAUAUCAGCUGUUAUUGUAACUUUAAUAAGUAGUACAGAUCAAUCAGUUUCUCUCACAAUUAACAUGAUUCAUUCGGUUGUACGCUUUUUUUUGGUUAACGCCACUGUUCAAUAUCCAUUUCUCAUAUUCCACGAUGAAAAUUUUACUUCAAUUAUGCGUCAACAAAUAUUAUCAUGUGUGCUAAGAAGGAACAAACAUAUACAAAUUUCGUUUGCUCUUGUUAAUUUCACCACUUCAAUACAACCAAAUCCUGGUUCACGACUAGAAAAAUCAAUCGGAUAUCGUUUAAUGUGUCGGUUUUGGAUUUAUGAUGUAUUCUAUCAUCCUGCAAUCAUUCAAGGAAAAUAUGAUUAUCUAAUGAGAAUGGAUGCUGAUUCUUACUUUUCCGAUGUAGUUCAUUACGAUAUUUUUCAUUAUGUAAAGAGUCAAAAUAUAGAUUAUGCUUAUCGAGCUAUCUAUUGGGAAUUGACACCGGCAUUGGAUCCGAUUUUACGACGUGCUUUUAACAGAACACAAGAUAAGCUUACUUGUAUCUAUAAUAAUUUCUUUAUUAUGCGUUUGAAAUGGUUUUAUGAAUCGAAUGGACUUCAACAAUUUAUUCAUGAAUUAAUUCAUGAUGAUCUAAUACUUCGAGAAUAUAUUGGUGAUGGAUGUAUCCAUGCCGCUAUAAUUCGUCUGGCGAGUCACACUAAAGUAAAAUAUUUUACUGAUAUACCCUAUGGACAUAAUUUUCAUGUGGUUCCAUCAGGAUACGCAGAUUAUAGUUUUAAUCCCGUAGAACAAUUCAACAUAGAGAUUAGCAAAUCGUACUUUUAUCGGCGUCUUAUUUCGACUAGUAUUAUUGUAUUUUCAUUAUUUUGGUUUUCACGCUUCUGGUUUCGUCCUGUGUUAAUAUCUACUACUCAAAUUGAUACGUUUCUUAAUUCAACAUUAUGUGGCCGUUUAAUUCGUUAUUCCGAUUCAACAUUAACAAAAAGUGAACUUAGGCAAUUAAAUGACGAAGCUUCAUCCUUUUUUUCUUAUCCAACCGAUUGUAGUUUAUUUACACGUCCAAUAAGAUUUUCCACUAAAGAAUUAGCGUAUCCUCUAGCUUUUAGUAUUGUUAUUCAUUCAAAUCUUGAUCAAUUAAAUUUCCUCUUACGCACAAUUUAUCGUCGAUAUAAUUAUUAUUGUAUACAUGUUGAUAUUAAAUCGCCAUUAUCACUUUAUGAAGCGGUAAAACGGCAUUCAGCAUGUACUUCAAAUAUAUUUGUACCUGAAAAACGUAUUAACGUUACAUGGGGUCAUUUUUCUGUUUUGGAAGCUGAACGUUUGUGUCAAAAAGAACUUCUUAAACAAUCUGCAAUAUGGAAAUAUUAUUUAAAUUUAGCUAACUCAGAUAUUCCUUUAAAAACAAAUUUUGAAUUAGUUCAAAUAUUAAAAUUAUACAAUAAUCAAAAUGAUAUUACUUCAUUACCAUAUCUUUCGCAACUACGACACAAAAAAGUUCUAUUAAAUCGAACAUUACCAUCGUCCAUAGCUUUGCCACUUUAUAAAGGUGAAUUUCAUGCUUUAUUGUCUCGUCCAGCUGUUGCGUAUUUACAUAGAAGUUCACGUGUUGCUGAUUUAUAUAAAUUUUUAAAUGGAACAUCUGUACCUGAUGAACAUUUUUAUUCGAUAAUUAAUCGUUGGAAAGAAACACCGGGUUUCUAUCCAUACGAUCAUGACUUAAGUCAGGUAACCUUUAUGACGCGAUAUAAAGUAUGGAAUGAUCGACCGGAACGUCAUUUAUGUCGUGGUGGUUUUGUUCGAGGCAUAUGUGUUUUUAAUUAUCAAGAUCUAUGGCAUUUAGCAACAAGUCCGCAUUUAUUUGCAAAUAAGAUAUUUUUUCAACGAGAUCGUUUAACACCGUAUUGUAUGGCACAAUAUUUAGAUGUGCGCACUAGUAUGAAACAAGAAGAAAACGAUUUUUCAAUAAUUGAUAUUGACUUCUAUAAGCAAUUGGAUAAUGUGCGAUUUGGAAAAGAAUAG